GGGGCAUUCUGCGUGGUGUUUAACGCAUGAAAUAAACACUUCGGAGCUAUGGAUUUGCUGUCAAUCCUGCAAAGCAAUUUAAGUCCUGCCAAGAAAUUGGAAACUGCCAUCCUACAAAACAAUGUAAACCUGUUAGAGGAAACUUUACAAUCUGGGAUUGAUGUGAAUGGUAGAAUACAAGUACAGGGAGGGAAUACUGCACUCCACUUAGCUUGUCGACAGGGUUUUCUUCGCUGUGUUGCCAAACUUCUUGAAUAUCAUGCUGACCCUGACAGGAACAAUGACUUCAACAAAAACUCAAUAACUGUGGCCUUCCAGCAAAAAAAUUCCCAGUGUCUGUGGUUACUUUUGGAGAAAAGUCGUGGAUGGAUUAAUCUCGAUUCAUUUUGGUUAGAGGAUGGUGUUGCAGGAUUACUGUGGAACACCACACACAACUCCAUUGAUACACUAGUGUCUGUACUCAUAAAAGCCACUGCAGAUUUGUCACAAACUCGCAGCAAUUUAAAGCAAAAUUUAUUCCUCAUGUGUAAAGACACUAACUUGGAAAAAUCUUUGAAAAUUUGGAGAAUGGCAGAAGAUUUGGAUAGUGAAUCAUUUGUUACAAAUCAAAAAUCUCGUUUUAAUGAAAAUGAUGACUGGCAAAAACAUUUUGUUAAAUGGUUGACUGAAUACAACAAAACACCAAAACCAUUAACACAUUACGCAAGGCUGGUGAUUAGGAAAAGUUUUCAUCCAAACUGUAACGUGUGUUAUGGAGCAAGUCAGCUCCCCAUUCCUUUGGCACUGAAACAUGAUGUGAUGAUGACAUAUGAUUAGACAACCCGUCUACAAAGACCAAUUUUACCUGUGAUAACCAUCAGAGGGGGCUUCUACUGUUUUUGUGAAUGACAAAAGGAAAUGGGAAAUUAAUGAUCAGAAACAUUCCAAAAGUCUUAAUCAUGAUACCAUUCCUUGAUCUUGGAUUAAGAAAUCUGUUUGUACAUGAGUGAUGAUUUGUGACUAGACAGGCCUGAAUGUAAUAUAUCCAACCUACGUUUGUAUAUCCUUUUUUCAGCACAUUAUUUUCAGGUUAUUUAUAUUUGGUCACCUGCUGUAUGUAAUUUAUCAGUGUUUGCUAAAUGUCUUACUUUAUCAUUAAUCACCUUUUUUAUAACAAGACAAAAUUUCUGAUUCUACUGAUAUGUCACCUCAAUCAAUUAUUGCCCUUUGUUGAUUUUCACUUAUCAUAUUUCUGUACCUUUGUACAAAGAUAAAGAGUACCAGGGCAAGUUCACAUUUGUGAGAGCAUGUCCCCUAUAUUCAAUGUAAUGGACGUAUCUUAUUCAUUUUAUAUGUUAAAGUGUCUUCGGCAUAUACUUUAUUACUAUUUAAUUUUGAUAAUUUAUGUAUAAGGUAUAGCAGUAAUGUGGCACAUACAUAUAAUAAAAUUAUAUUGGCCCAUGGACCCUGAAUGACUUCUGAAAUCUUUAAACCUUAACACACUAGUAAUCAUGAUAGACAACAACAGUGACCACAACAAGCAAAGCCGCCUUCAGCUGUUCCCCAAACAGUCCGUUACACACACUACAAUUAUGUUGAUGACCAUGUAUAUAACUCCAAAAUAUCAACUACAGAUAUUUAAUAAGUUGGCUAUCUGGUGGGAAAGGUUUCAAGUAGAUUAUUUUCAGAUAUGAAGUAUAUUUAUAUAUACAAAAUGUACAUGUAAACAGGAAAUACCGGUAUCAACAGGACAAAAUACUUGUGUCACUAAUGUUUCCAAGCUAGCUGACUCUCUUCUGGCAAUUGUUUUUGUUACUAAGAGUAAAAAAAAUAUUUUGUCCUGUUAAUAUUUUCUGUUUACAUACACAAUGUUUUCAAGAUGAUGUAUAUAUAUUACUUAUAAGGUAUCUGAACAUCUAUUCAAUUAACUUUAUAUAUAGGUACUCAGUGCUUACUGUAUGUUAAUAUUCUCCUACGAUACUCCUAGGAAUUAUAAAAAGAUGUUCCUAUAUCAUUUAAGGACCACAACAAGCCGUGUCUAUUCUUGUUAGAACACAAAGAAAUAACAUUAUUAUGUUAAUAUGAAUACAUGUACAACCUGAGUAGUAGGGAAACCCUACCACCCUCAACCUUUAAUAUAUCUUUUGUACUUUAGAGAGAUUUACAACAAUGAUAUGUACAAUAGAAAUGUGAAAUUGUUCAAUAUAGUGUUAAAUAAUGUUUUGUGUUAAUGUUUAA
Molecule: messenger RNA, 2217 nt
Organism: Ylistrum balloti
Lineage: Eukaryota; Metazoa; Mollusca; Bivalvia; Pectinida; Pectinidae
Exons: 2
Coding region: 49-816 (255 amino acids)
Molecular function (GO): protein binding
Source: RefSeq, a predicted model, not a curated record